GACACCACAAGUCUCAAGCAGAAGGCCAUCGCAGAGGCCAACGACAAGAUCGAGGUACUGAAGGCCGACAUCGAGAAGUAUUUGUCCGACGCCGAGCAGCUGAAUAAGGAGAUCGAGGGCCACGACGCGGACAUUAGCGCCUGGGACGGAGACAUGGUUGCUGCUUCCAAGGUGCGCCAGCUCGAGAAGGCGGACUACGAGACCCUGCACACGGACUACUCCGAGUCCGUUAGCGCCCUGCAGCGGACGAUCGAGGUUCUCAAGAAGCAGGCCUACAACCGCCCGCAGGCCGCAUUCGUGCAGCUCGCGGACCUGAACGGCCUGAGCCUCAUCCCGCCAGAGGCCAAGAGGGCCAUUGCCGUGUUCCUUCAGCAGGACCCUGAUGCGGCCGCCGAGGGCUUGGAGGUCAGUGCCCCCGAAGCCUACGGGGACGAGUUCCAGUCAAAGGGCGUGGACCACUACGACAACCACGUCCACGGUAUCGGGCACGUGUGGUUGGGCCUCGAGGUAUCCGAUUACGGGAGUAAUUCUCGGAAAAGAAGCUUCGAGGUGCUGAGGGUUGUCAGCGUUAAUUAUUUUCAGGCUGCUCUGGAUAUCUACUCCGAGGGGCCCCAGGACCAUCCGAUGAACUGCGAGAUGCAGAUUCAGGACGUUCUCGCCAGGCCAGGUUCAGGCCGGCCGGUGCUCGACAGGCUGCGGUCCAUCAUCAAGGCCGCGGAGGGCGGCCACCUGGCGCUGUACAACUUCAAGGCGAAGGGCAACAACAACACGAAGCCGGCCGCCUCUGCAGGCAAUGGCCGCGGCAACAACACGGACACGGACCCACCUCAAGGCCCCGGCAAAUGUCGCGGUGGCAACCUGCACAAGAAUGGGAAGGGGAAGGAUUCCGGGGGCCGGUCCGAGGCCAACGGGAAGCUGCGCAGCGCUUCUUCUUCUUCGUCUUCCACACCGUCGGUGAUGUUAUGCCAGCGCGACUGGCCUACGUUCCACGUCGCCGUCGACAUGAAACUGCUGACCAGCCUCAGGUCCGGCGUCAUGCCCACGUCGGAUGCCCACACAGUGGCCGUAGCCGACGAGCCUGUGGCCAAAGAGCUCCUCGCCUUGUGGUGCUCACACAUCGGUCAGAAGGACCCCGCGAUCCUCGCCGGGCAGAGUCUUACGGUCGCCAUCCCGUUCAAGACCAUGGACGAGGCGACCAAAUGCGCCAUCGACAGCGCCAGCUGCACCCCCAGGUGGGUCACUUUUCGGGAAGGCAAUCCUGUUACUUACUCCCUGCGCCCUGCCUCUUGCUGCAAGGUCGGCAAUGGUGCUCCACUACAGGCCCCUGCAGUCCCGACCGUGGAGCAGCCAAAGGGCGCCCCCUCGAAGCCCGAGGGCCUGACAUCGAUCCGCGUGAGUGUCUUUGCAAAGUAUCUGGACGACUCGCUUUCCCACAUCACGGCCGGCGCCGCGCUCAAGAGCAUCUGGCCAGUCGACCUCAAAUCGGUUCAGCUCGGCAAGUGGUCUUUCACCGUCAAGCCAGGCACGAAGGACAAGGACGCGAUGAGCCUCAUCGCCAGUGGUCCGGAGCAGGGCGUCGCCCAGCUCUUGGCCCUCUCUGGAAGAGGCGGGGUAUUUUUCCAACGCCUCGCUCGUGACCGUGACGCACGCCCACGCACUACGAUCCAGUGGGUCACCCGUGAAGACGUGGACACGGACAAGCAAUACCUCAAACGAGUUCUGGACCGCUGCGCCCAGGAUGGAGGCGGACCCCUCGUUCACAGGAUGGGGGGCAAGCACGACCUGGGCUUCGAGAAGAAGACUCAGGACAAUGUUCGACGUCAGCCGCCGCUUGUGUGGCGGGUGCAGACACCGCGCUGGUGGGCCGCGACACAGGUCGCGGAGUUCCUCACAGCCAACACCUGGACCGACCCAGACGUGCAGGUCAUGCUCGGCCCGGGUUCAUGGAGGGUGAAAUGCACGGAGCGACCCAACGAAACGUGCAGCUACAUCUACCUCCUCGACGACAAGGACAAGGUCAAGGUCACGCCGGCCACUCGCAAGAUGGCAACCUCGACCCUGGACGUCUUCAGCACCUCUCGUCGACCGGGCCUCCCUUGGCGGCCGCAGGACCACGACGACGAGCAACCAGCCAAAGCCAACGGCAAGGGCGCCGACGCCAUGCAAGUGGAGCCGGACGCUACAAAGACCGAUGGCGAACCAGCAGUUGGUGGAGGGAAAGGCGGCGAUUCGCCACCUGCGAGCCUCGGCGCCGCCACUCGGCGACAGGACGCCCCUCCAGCCGGUGCCAAGCCGACCAAGAUCAUGAAGAGGGAUCAGUGGAAGAUCACGGAUUCCAAGUGCCUCCUCAAGGAUGCGAUCGUGCAGGAAGCUGGCGGCGCCGGCGCAUGCGGGCACUGCGCCUGCGUGCUCGGCGGCAGGCUCCUCAAGGACAGCACCUUCUCGGACCUCGACGUGGUGCGCACGGAGGCGCUCACGCUCAGGAUCCAGACGGCCCAGUUCAUGGACGCCGACGACGACUGGGCGGAGUUCUGGGCGGCCGACCCGGACAACCUCAGCCAUACGGGUUCCACGUUCCGCGAGUACCUCGCAAAGAUGAAGGUCUCGACCUUUUGGAUGGACGAGCUGCAGCUCAGAGGCGUGGCUGCGCGCAUGAAGCGGUGCGUCACCGUCCUCUUCAAGGACUCCUCUGGGAAAUGGGCACGCCGCUCGUUCGGCGCAGACUAUAAAUCCAGAGGGUGGAUUGCUCUGAUGCUCCAAGACGGGCACUUCCAGACGAUCAGGCCCGACAAGCGUUGGCCGCCGGAGCUGGCUCGCGACGCCCGCCGCCGCCGCGGCUCCAGCAGCGGCGCGCACACGUACUCCGGCGAGGGCGUCUAUGGCCACACCGUCGCGGAGGGCUUCAGCUUCACCUCGGGCCUCGUCUGCUCGUUCGCUCCGCUCUUCUGCCCCGCAGAGAGCGCCCACUGGGACUUCUUCUGGGGGUGCUUCGCGGGCAUCUUCUGCACGUUCGGGGGCCUCCCCCCCUCGACCUCCACCUUCCCCGGCGGCCGCGCGGAAGGCGAGGAAGGCCACGUCUUCUUCUCAGAGGGCGGCUUUGGCUGCACCACGGGCCUCUUCCGCUCGUUCGCCGCGCCCGUUUGCUUCUCAGAGGGUGCGCACUGGUGCUUCUCCGCCAGCGUCUACGUCACGGGGUGCUUCGAGGGCAUCUUCUGCACGUUCGGGGGCCUCCUCCCCUCGACCUCCACCUUCCCCGGCGGCCGCGCGGAAGGUGAGGAAGGCCACGUCUUCUUCUCAGAGGGCGCCUGCCGCUUCGUCGAAGCGCCCUCGGGUCCGGCGGUUGACUUCGAGACCUACCUGCUGUCGUUCCGCCACAACUUCGCACGCGCGGAGAGGCAGGUCUCCGACGCGGACGCCAAAUUCUUCUACGACACUGUCUCCUCGUGCCUCGACUGGCUGACCGCGCACCCCGAUGCCACGGGGAGGGAUGUGGAGAUCCAGCGCCGCCAGUUCGAGAUGACAGUCAAGGACAAGUGCGAGCAAUACUACUUACCAGGCGAUGUGUUUGCCUGUCCCUGCGGAUGGCGGGUCGCCGGCCUCCCAGGGAAAGCGAGGGAGCACUACAGGGCCGCUGCGAAGCAUUGGGCUGAGUGCCAGCCGGGAUCCAGAUGGAUGCCCGAGAACUCGAAGCAGGUGAGGCGCCGCCUCGACUACGCCCGGCCCGCGGCGUACAAGGCGCGGGAGGAGAAGGCGUGGAAGUCUUACCUGCAGCGGAUGGUUGUUCUCCCGGCGCAUCUCCGGGACAUCACCCACGACCUCGACAAGAGUACGGCGACCAGGAGCAAGAGCCAUGGUCAGACGUACAGGAUUGUGCACGCGUGCAAGAACUGCAGCUCCUGCGUCACCACCAGUGGCGCGUUCUUCUCCCCAUGCCGUGCUGCACCCAUCGCCAAUCGCAUGGCCACCCUCGACUACAGGGCGGCCGUCCGCGACGUCUUCAGCACGGCCAAGCUGGUCGAUAAGCGCACCAAGUUCACCAACGUGCGGGCCGCGAACCCAGGGCCACGGCGCAAAUCGAAGACUAAGCCUCCGCAUGCGCCGGAUGGCCUGCGAGUCUGGUUCUGCAACACGAACGGGCUCACCGACAGUCAUGGCAAGGGAAAGUGGGACAGGAUCAGGGGGCAGCUCGAUGCGACCCGCGCCCACGUCGGCUGCAUUGUCGACACGAACAUUGACGAAUCUCGCACCAGCAGCUUCGGGAAGUUGGUUACGUCAAUUUUUCCAGCAUAUCUCGCGGUGCCAGCGCCCCCUGGUGGUCGCCGGGGCGGCGUGGCAUUGUUUGGACCUGAUGAGUUACGUAAGGAUCCAUGGAAAUGGUCGUCUGAGUUCGACGGCAGGGUGGUCUCCGGCAUCCCGCACGCCAGCGGCUCCGACAUGAUCAUCGUCGGCGUUUACAUGGACGUCAAGGACGCACACGCUCGCAGGAAGCUUGCGGACGCCAUCGCGGUCCGAGCGGCCGCUUCUGGCCUACCAGCCCUCGUUGUUGGCGACUGCAACGCGGAGCCGUACGACGGGGAGCUCUCGCCGUGGCUCGGCCUCAUGGAGUACGCACACGAGAAGGCUCAUACCUCUAGCACAUUCUACACUCACGGGGACAAGAUGAUCGACCUUGCCAUGGUCCGGUACCUCGCCGUCGAAUCCGUUUCCCUCGACACCAAGUUCAGCGACCACGCCCCUGCGGUGGUGCAUUUUCACCUCGAGCCGCAGGCGGUCGUUCAGACGAUCAGAAAGUGCCACCCUCUGGAGAUCCCUGACGACUGGGAGGAAGAGUGGCGAUCCGCCGCCUCAUCCCAUGCAGCGGUCUGGGAACGAGCACUUCGGGAAGGUGACGUCGACCUUCUCUGGGAGACAUGGUGCGACUGCCUGGAGGCCUCGUGCGGGGUCCCUGAGGAUCAGCGCACACGGAAAUAUGGCGCCGCGCUGAAGAAGUGGCAGAGGACGUUCCGGGGAGCCCAAGGGCACCGGACGUGCGUCACGGAACGGCGGUUGCACCGACUGCUGCGACGCAUCACCGAGCAGCAGUUCAAGGACAGAACUGGGCAGGAUCACCCAGACCUGGUCCGAAGCAUUGAACGGACCAUCCAGGGCCUCAUCGCUGACGGGGUGCUGGACCAGGACACCGACAUGCUUGACUACCCGGCGCUCGGGGUCUUUCUCCAGGCGCGCUUGGACAAGAUUGGCCAGGACAACGCCGACGCGCGCAUCCAGCAGUGGCGCGCCCGUGCCCAAGUUGGCAACUUGCACGCUAUCUUCGACUACGUCAAGAAUAAGCCCUUCACCGCGGCUCCUGCGGUCGCGUCGGGUGGGCCAGGUCCGAGGGCGACGUCGAAACCGACCGCGGAUCCAUCCCGGUUGGUCGCUGAGGCCGUCAAGCAGUUCAACGCGAAGCUGCACCCCAAGUUAGACGACUACCACCAGAACAUGUAUUUCGAGAUGGUGCGCGGCUCCAUCGAGGCUAUUCCGGCCCCUCCCGAGGACUGGAGCUUCGAGGACAACAUCGGGGCGCUCCGCGCCGCUCUGCGUGCCAUCGCCUACACGGCCGCUGGCCCCUGCGACCUCGACGCAGGUCUUCUCGCCAAGGCACCCCAGGAGGCGAUCAACUCGCUCGGCGCCCUCGGCGACAUCAUCCGGUCCAGCGGCAGGUGGCCCAAGGCGCUCCUGACGGCAGUGACCACCAUGAUACCGAAGGUGCGCGACGGCGCUCUCACGGACGACCUGAGGCCGAUCACGGUCGGCGCGGCGGUCUUACGGGCUUUUCAGAAGGUGAUUCUUGGCCGAUACAAGAACUGGGCCGACGAGGUGCAGCCCACGAACGCCAUUCACAACCUCUUCAGCAUGGACAUCGAGAUCGGGGCCGCCCGGGAGUCUGGCGAGCCCUUCGUUGUUCGACAGUCAGACCUGUCAAAUUGUUUCACCAGGCUGCAGCCAGAGCUCGCCCACCGCCUCGCGAUGGCGUUCGGCAUGCACGAAGUUGACAGCAGCUUCUUAUUUCUGUCGGCCGUCGGCACUUCUGCGGUCGUGAAGGUGGGAGGGUACGCCUCGGACCCCAUCUGCCCUGAACGUGGCAUGCCGCAAGGGUACCCCGCGUCGCCCCUCGCCGCCGCCCUCUUUGCCGGGGCCCACGCGCGGCGGUUGGCUGUCUUGCACAAUCCAGAGACAUUCUCGUUCAGAACGUACGUGGACGACCGCACCAUCACCUCCAGCGACAUCGACACCGUGACCGCUGUCGAGGGGUCCCUCAAGGAGCUGGACAUCGCGAGUGGCCAGAAGGAGGACCCCAGCAAGGAGGAGUGGGCCGGCCUCAACCUGCCCCCGGACCUCCUGCAGGACCGCGAGAGGGCCGGCAAGCCUCUCCGUGGACACGUGGACCUCCUCGGGGUCCGUUUUGACCUCUCGGGCGCGGCUCCGCCCUCGGAGGCCCCCAGGGCUGCCCGGCGCAAGGAGGAGCUCCUCUGCCGCCUGGGCCGGAUCCGCCGCGUGUGUGGCGGAGCUCAUUUGGCUAUUCAGUUCGUCUUCAGAGUCGUUCUCUGCACCAUGGGCCUCUUUCGCUGGGAUGCGCCGCGGUGCACCAUGAAGGACGCAGACAUCAGCUCCCUGCGCACCCGCCUGGAGCAGACCAUUUUCGGCCGUCAGCGCCACAGAACAUGGAGACACAGGGGUGCCGCCUGGUGCCUCCUCGACAAGGGAUGGAAGGUCGAGCCCAUGGGCGUCGUUUUCUCCAGCUUCAUCAGUUUCCUACGCUGUACCAGGAACAGCCACCUCCAGCCGCUCAUUCGCAGAGCCUGGAGGUCCGCGACGGGAGGGCCACCGCUCCUCCAGAGCAUGGUGGGACGAAUGCGCAGCGUCUUCGACGGCAUGGGCUGGCAGUGCGGCGACGACCCGUACUCUCCAACCUUCGCGGGGACGGCCUUCUCCAUCUCUAUCUCCAAGGGCAAGCUCGAGCACUACGUCCGCGAGGCGUGGCGCGGCUUCAUGAUGAGGGACGCCAGCGCCACCACGCAUCGGAAAGAGCGGGUGGACUUGCCGAGCCUGGACGUCAAGACGCUCCAGGAAUUCAUAGACAAGCAGCCGGGCGUGAUCGAUAUGCUCGAGAAGCUGAUGGACAAGUUCAUCGCGGAACGCACCACGCUGGAGAAGACGGAGACGAAGACGAAGACCCAGCAGGGAUUCGAGAUGCUGAUGCAGGACCUGGAGUCCUCCACUGCGCAGGCCAAGCAGGACCGCGAGGAGAAGGCGGAACUGAAGGCGAAGGCCUUCCAGGCCAAGGCGGACGCGGAGGGCGACCUGACCGACACCACGACGACCCGCGACGCCGACCAGCAGUAUCUCACCGACCUGGUCGCCAGUUGCGAGCAGAAGGCCACAGACUUCCUUCGAGUCCAGGCCAUCGACAUCAUCUCCACUGACGCCGUCAGCGGUAACGCCGAGAAACACUUGGCAGCCACCGACGAGGAGAAGGCCGCCUGCGGCUCUGAGCUCGCAGCACUGCGCUCCGCCACCAGCAGCGAGUUCCAGGAGCAGGCCGCGUGGUACAUACGGCAGCAGACAGGCAGGAUCGGCAGCCGGGUGCUCUCCACGCUGGCCGCGAGCGUGGAGGCGGACCCCGUCAAGAAGGUGAAGAAGAUGUAA
Prorocentrum cordatum is the source of this 7689-nucleotide messenger RNA. The record is from the annotation of a GenBank genome assembly. Lineage: Eukaryota; Dinophyceae; Prorocentrales; Prorocentraceae.